CAAGAACUACAGGGGAUGGGAAAACCAAACCGGGUGAACCAAACUGCUAUUUCAGACUUCCUCCUUCUAGGAUUCUCUGAACGGCCAGAGGAGCAACCUCUCCUGUUUGUCACCUUCCUGGGCAUGUACCUGGUCACUGUGAUGGGGAACCUGCUCAUCAUCCUGGCCAUCAUCUCUGACCCUCACCUCCAUACUCCCAUGUACUUCUUUCUGGCCAACCUUUUGUUAACCGAUGCCUGUUUUACUUCUACCUCAAUCCCCAAAAUGUUGGCCAAUAUGCAUACUCAGAGCCAGACCAUCUCCUCUACUGGGUGCUUUGCACAGCUCUAUUUUCUCCUUACAUUUGGUGGCCUGGACAACUUACUUCUGGCUAUGAUGGCAUAUGACCGCUAUGUGGCCGUCUGCCUACCACUUCAUUACAACACAGCAAUGAGUCCCCAGUUCUGUGCACAAAUGUUGGGCAUGUGCUGGGUGCUAACCAACUGUCCCGCACUGAUACACACGCUGUUGAUGACCCGCGUGGCCUUCUGCGGCCACAAGGCCAUCCCCCACUUCUACUGUGAUCCCAGUGCUCUACUGAAGCUUGCCUGCUCAGAUACGCGCAUUAACGAGCUGAUGAUCAUCACCGUGGGCCUGCUGUUCCUCACCGCUCCUCUCAUGCUGAUCAUCCUCUCCUAUGUCUGCAUUUCCUGGGCGGUGUUUGGCAUCUCAUCUCCUGGAGGGCGAUGGAAGGCCUUCUCUACCUGUGGUUCUCACAUCACCGUGGUACUGCUCUUCUACGGGUCUCUUAUGGGUGUGUAUUUGCUUCCUCCAUCAACACACUCUGCAGAGAGGGAAAGCAGGGCUGCCAUUCUCUACAUGGUGAUUAUUCCCAUGCUAAACCCAUUCAUCUACAGCUUGAGGAACAAAGACAUGAAGGAGGCUUUGGGUAAACUCUUUGGCAGUUGGAAGACUCUCUUCUUACCUGAAUACUACCACAGAGAGGUGGGAGCCACAUUUGGACAAGGCUUUGCAGAUGCCCUUGGUGGAUGGAACCUUCAGGAUGGCGGCCCCAAUGCGGCCAUAAGAGAUCAAGAUGCAUGGACAGUGACAGAUGAGAAAGAGACAUCAGAGAAGGCCAAGUGGCUGAGGAAGAAGUACAUGGGGGUGUGGAGGCGAGAGUCCAGCCUGAUGAGCAGGAUGAUGAGCAGGUUCCCCAGCACCGUGGUCAGAACAGAUGCCCUCAGGCAGUGGUCCCUAAACUUUGAUGUUCCACAGAAUCACCUGGGGAGCUUGUUAAAGAUGCAGAUCCCAGCUCCACCUCCGGAGAUGCUCAUCCAUGGGAUGUGGGGUCAGGGGAUGAGUUUGUACUCAGUGUGCAUGUCCAUCAGCAUCUUAGGGACAGUGACAGAUGAAAAAGAGACGUCGGUGAAGGCCAAGUGGCUGAGGAAGAAGUACAUGGGGGUGUGGAGGCGAGAGUCCAGCCUGAUGAGCAGGAUGAUGAGCAGGUUCCCCAGCACCGUGGUCAGCAUGAGGAGGGAGAACCGGAGCAGCGUGUCUGGGUUCCUCCUCCUGGGGCUCCCCAUCCGGCCAGAGCAGCGGGGCGUGGUCUUCGCCCUGUCCCUGGGCGUGUACCUGACCACGGUGCUGGGGAACCUGCUCAUCAUCCUGCUCAUCAGGCUGGACUCUCGCCUCCACACCCCCAUGUACUUCUUCCUCAGCCACUUGGCCUUCACCGACGUCUCUUUUUCAUCUGUCACUGUCCCUAAGAUGCUGAUGGACAUGCAGACUAGGUACAAAUCCAUCCCCUAUGCUGGGUGCACUUCCCAGACAUACCUUUUCAUACUCUUUGCUGAUUUGGAUAGGUUUCUGAUCACUUCGAUGGCCUAUGACAGGUAUGUAGCUGUCUGUCAGCCUCUGCAUUAUACCACCAUCAUGAGCCAGGGUGUUUGUGUCCUGCUGGUGGCUGGGUCCUGGGCUGCUGCUUGCCUUUGUGCCCUUUUGCACACCCUCCUCCUAGCCGGGCUGUCGUUCUGUGCUGAGCACACCAUCCCCCACUUCUUCUGUGACCUCGCUGCCCUGCUCAAAUUGUCCUGCUCAGACACCUCCCUCAGCCAACUGGUAAUCUUCACUGCAGGGUUCACAGCCAUUAUGCUUCCGUUCUCAUGCGUCCUGGUUUCUUACGGCCACAUUGGGGCCACCAUCCUCCGGGUUCUCUCUACCAAAGGCGUCUGCAAAGCCAUGUCCACUUGUGGAUCGCAUCUCUCAGCAGUGGCUCUUUACUAUGGGGCAAUUAUUGGUCUGUAUUUUCUUCCCUCAUCCAACAACACCAAUGACAACAACAUAAUUGCUUCAUUGGUGUAUGCAGUGAUCACUCCCAUGUUGAACGCUUUCAUUUAUAGCCUGAGAAACAAAGACAUGAAAGGGGCCUUGAGAAAACUCUUGAGUAAGAAAACGUAUUCUUCCAACUGGCGUUUACCCUCCUUUUGA
Camelus dromedarius (Arabian camel) is the source of this 2469-nucleotide messenger RNA. RefSeq lists its product as uncharacterized. Gene Ontology annotation, molecular function: olfactory receptor activity; G protein-coupled receptor activity. Gene Ontology annotation, biological process: G protein-coupled receptor signaling pathway. The coding region runs from base 16 to 2469 and encodes 817 amino acids. Gene Ontology annotation, cellular component: plasma membrane. The record is from RefSeq and is a predicted model, not a curated record. Lineage: Eukaryota; Metazoa; Chordata; Mammalia; Artiodactyla; Camelidae. The transcript is spliced from 6 exons.